Molecule: messenger RNA, 3375 nt
Organism: Dreissena polymorpha
Lineage: Eukaryota; Metazoa; Mollusca; Bivalvia; Myida; Dreissenidae
Exons: 6
Coding region: 335-3151 (938 amino acids)
Source: RefSeq, a predicted model, not a curated record
CAAACUGUAAACAACAUUCGGGAUUUAUCAUUGUUUGCGUAAAUAUUUUUAUAUUGAAUUUGCUCAUUUAAAAGCAUGUGAUAAAAAGAUCUGACACUUGUUGUCAUAUCAUACCAAAUUUUAUUUAACUCGUCCAGGAGAUUCGUAAGUAAGCUCACUAAAUGCUCGUUUACUAACAAAAUUCCUGCACUCGUUUAAUAAAAUAUGGUAUGAUGUGACAACUCGUGCCAGAUUCUAUAUAUAUGUACAUUUCAGACCGGUCCAAAACUCCAAAGAUAAACUUUACAAUGAGGUGCUUUUACUCCUGGCACAAAAUGAUGUUAGGUUUACACCAAUGCAGGUGGACACAACAGGAAAGCAAAUAGUUAGUACCUUAGUUAGUACACUAUGGUAUCUGGACCCACACUGGGAGAAACUUAAAGCCAGAUCGAUAAACCAUCCGGAGUUUGAAAAAUUAAGUGGGUUCAAUGAUUGGAGGUCUCAAAGGAGAAAAGAGCCCAAGGUCCUUGUUGAAAAACUGGACGAAAAAAUUGCUAGCAUGGUAGCUAUGACAUCUUGUGGCUAUUUCCUGAACAAACAAUUUGCAAACUUUCGAGUUAAGUGUGAGAAACUUACAUCUUCCAUGAUAAAGUAUGCAGAUUUCCUAAAGCAACAGGUCCAAAGAUCAGCAGCAAACAGACAACUAAAUGAGCCGGUGAGAUCAUUGGAUGACAGUAAUGUAAUGCGUGAUGUGCAGGUGUGUUCUGAUGGUGAAUUAAGUGAGCAGUAUACAAAAGUGUACGAGUCCAUAAAACUGCUAAAGGACUUUGAGCCACUUUUCCUCCAUGACUUUGAGCCAGAAGAUGCUUAUGACAAGAAGAAGUGGUUAGCUGCACUGCAGUUACCAUUCCAGACAAAACUUUACAGUCACAAGUAUGGUAACUAUAUAGGUAACUAUACCUUCAUCUGGAAGAGUCCAGCUGACCCAGACGGUGAUCUUCAAGCUGUUACUGCUAUAAAACAUGAUCUGCCGAAGUUUUCCACUCGUGGUAUGAGAAAAUCGUUCUUCUUGAAGUACUCCAAAUGUGGACCCAAACCUGCUGUUUUGCGUCACAUGUAUAGGUUUUUGACAGAAGACGAUACUGCUGCAGAAAGUCGACGUCAAGAAGAAGUUAACAAUAGGGUUACAGAGUUUCUUUUGAACUCUGACAGUACUGAACUAUUGUACGACUUGAGAAAAAAUAAUGGCAGACCAAAGGACACUAGACUUGAUCCAUUUUGGGAUUUAAUGAGCUCUCAUUUAGACAAUAUUGGUGUUGUAGAUGAAAGGAGACAUGGGGACAAGCUGUACAUGCCAGUUGCUAUUAGUGUUGAAAAUUUAAUUGAGACUGUGGCAAAAGAUUUGCCAAAAGAUGCAUCCAUUCCGUCAAAAUCUUGGGUUCAGUUUAACUUCUGGCCUUCGAAUGCUUACACACGAAGCGCAAUGUGCUAUACGGGCCGGUUCAAUGUCAAGUUUGCAGUGCAGCAGAGAAUCAUCAGAGCAAAACAUCCAGAUGCAAAUUUUGCUUUCCAUCAGUACACCAUGAUGAAGGAGAUGGCUUCAAACCUACGUGAUGAAUCAGUGUUCAUCUGCUUGGAUGACAAAAGUGUCGUGCCAAUAGGAGAGCCUGGGAAACCAGUGUCCACUGGAGUUAGGGCACACAAUAAGUCAUUGGUGCCAGUUGCUGCCAAGCUGGCAUCAUUGGACCAUGAUUUCCAUGUCCAUGGAGCUGUUCCAUCAGUUCUGUUCAAGGUGCAUAUUCCAGAAGAUUCAAAAGACAGCUAUUAUAAUGGCCAGAUUCAUGUUGUGGUAAAAGACAAAGUCUUCAGCCCUUCAUCAGCAGCAAGGCACACAACAGAAACUGUAAAAAUUCUUAGGGAAACAGAAAGUGAUGAUGGUGUCUCACUGAACAAACCUAGGUUAUUUGUAUACACUGAUGGGGGGCCAGAUCAUCGUACAACAUACUGGAGUGUUCAACUGGCGUAUAUUGCUAUGUUUGUGAGUUUGGACAUUGACAUGCUAAUAGCUGUGCGCACAGCUCCUUGUCAGAGUUACAAUAAUCCUGCUGAAAGGUGUAUGAGCCUUUUGAAUUUAGCACUGCAGAAUGUUGCUCUUGAAAGAAGCCCUAUGACAGAUGUUCUGGAAUAUAGAACAAAAUCACUUACAUCACUGAAGAAGCUGAGAAAUGCAGCAGAGAGGACGGAGGAGUUGAAGCAAAGUCUCAUUGAAUCAUUAAACCCAGUUUUAGCACUUCUUAAGCAGAGGUUUAGCCAGCUAAAGAAAAAUCAUGAAAAUGUUGUUGCCCAUGAUGCUGCAUCAGAUGGUGAGAUAGAACAGAUGAUGGAGUGCCUUGAAAUCUUCAAUGAUCAUGAUGCAGAAGAAUCCAGCACUGUAACAGCCUGUAAAGAUCUCGACAAGGCUCCACCACGUCUGAAGGCGUUCUUUAACGCACACUGCAGGAAACGAAAUUACACAUUUCAGAUAAAAAAAUGUGAUGAUGAACACUGUUGGUAUUGUGUGCUGUCCCCAAGGCGUGCUGAUACAUCAGAGCUUGUGUGGUUACCUGACCCAACAAAAGGCGAUGACGAUUCUUUCCUACCAUUGUCUGAGUGUAUUGGAAAGAACACAACUGACGAGGCCAGACCAUCUCUCGAUGGGAAGGUUUUGGCGACAGAAGCAGACAAGCGCCACAAAUCACAUAUGUCUGCAGCUCAGGCAAGAAGAUAUAUCCUGUGUGCUGACUGCAGAAAGAGACGCGUGGUCUAUUCAAGAACUAAACUGACGGUUGACCAGUGCAGACAACUCGAACUUCUGGAUGAUGCGGUCAUCUACACAUGUGGGUCAGCCAUAUUCCCUGAAGAACAUGACCUACAUGAACAGGUGUUCGUUCGUGAGGGACUGAGUUGUCAAACAGAAAUAGAGACAACAUACUACUCAGCAGUUACACAGAACUUUCCUCCGAUAUGUUAUCACUGUGGUGAUACUAACAUUUUGGGGGAAGAAGUUGAGCCUAUCACAGCGCUUCGACAGCAGUACAGCAUUGUGAGGCCGAUAUGCAGAGGAUGUCUGGAGAGUGGCAAGAUGCCCGCUACAAGAAAUGCUCAUAAGAUGAAUCGAAAACGAAAACUUUAAAUGCUAGACUUUCAUUGACUUCAAGUGAUAUUAAUGUCUUUUUUUACUUUUGAAUUGGGCAUUUUUCACUUUUGAAUUGAGCUGAAAAGAAUUAACAGGUCAAAAGAGUUAGUUAAAAUGUGAUUACUGACCAGUUCAUAUCUGCAACUCAUCUUGCUACCAGUUGUUUUUAAAAAUACAUAUUAUAUUCAAUAUUUUACGUGACUCACCCAGUCCUGUCACAC